AUGGCGGACGCUCUAUCCAUCGAGCAAAAUAACAAGAUCCGUGUCGCCUUGGGUCUUAAGCCACUCCCUGUCCCCGGCGCCGGACCUGAAUUCAAAGAAGAUGACAGCUCCUCCGGCGAGGAGGAAGAGCCCGCGAGCACAGUCGAGACGCGACAGGCAGCAGGAUACGACAACUGGAAGAAACUUCAAGAUGACUUCGAAGCGAAACGGAAGCGCGAAGAAAAGAACGCCGCCAUUAAGCGUGCGCGCGAUAUCGCCCAGCGGAAUCUCAAGCUCGAAGGAUCUACACUAGGAGAAGCGAAUGGCGACGAACUCGAUACAAAGGCUUGGUUGAUGCAAUCUAAGAAGCGCUCGAAGAAGAUCGAAAAGGAACGCGCUCGCAAACUUGCUGAGGAACUUGAAGAGCGGGAACGCGCCGCGGCCGCUGAGUACACUGCAGCCGAUCUCGCUGGAAUCAAAGUUGGACACUCCGCCGGUGAUUUCGAUGGUGGCGAAGAUCACAUUUUGACGUUGAAGGACGCUGCGGUGGAUGAUGACGAGGAGGGCGAUGAGCUCCAGGAUGUCAACCUGGUCGAAAAAGAGAAGACGGAGGAGAAGCUGGAGCUUAAGAAGAAAAAGCCCGUUUACGAUCCCACAGCCGAAAACCAAGGCAUUCUUUCACAAUACGACGAGGAGAUUGAUGGCAAGAAGCGCAAGCGAUUUACACUCGAUGCUCAAGGCUCGACGGAGGAGGAACGAGAAGCAAAGCGUCAGGAGGUUUCUGAUCGCUUGAAGAAGAACGUUAUCAGCCUCGAAUUUGAGCCUGAAGUACCAUCAUCCGAUUACAUGGAUAUCAGCGAGGUCAAAAUUAAGAAGCCGAAGAAGAAGAAGGCCAAGGCGACGAAACAGAGAGCCGUCAUGGACUACGAUGAUAAUGUCCCAUCGGAGUCAGCAGCACAGGGUCCGGCAAUGGAUAUUGAUUCCAAGGGUGGGAUUCCAGUUGCUGGCCCCCGCAAAACCGCCAACCAAGAUGUCUCUUUCGUCGAUGAUGACGACCUCCAAGCUUCUCUUGCCUUGCAACGACGAGCAGCAUUCAAGAAGCGCAAGAAGAUCAGCCCAGAGGAACUGGCCCGACAACUUCGAGAAGACGAAGAACAGACUCCAAUGGAGGUAGAAAACGAAGAUGAGGAAGGACCAGGCCUCGUUAUCGACGAGACCUCCGAGUUUGUGUCGAAUCUACAAAAGCCUACGCUUCCCGAACGGGACGAGAGACAUGCAUCCACCCCCGCCGCGGAGAAAUCCGCGGAACCACAGCCGGAGCCCGAGACAGACGGCGUGGAAGUGGAUAUGGACCGUUAUGCCCACAUUGAAGACGAAGAAGAGCUGGCAGCACAAAUCAAGCGCGACGAACAAACCAAGGCUGAACCACAACAACAGCUCACCGGCACCGGAUUGGAAGAGGAGUCUACUCUGGAUACGGGUCUGGCUGCUACCUUGUCGAUGUUGAAAUCACGCGGCCUGGUGAAAGAAAGCAACAGCAGCAGUCAAAAUGCGCUCAUGCGCGACCGCCAACGCUUCUUGCAGGAAAAGAACAACCGUGAGUCCGAAGCCGAGAGACGUGCCCGUCAACAGCGUGAGCGAGACCGUGCCUCUGGUAAGCUGGACCGCAUGUCAGCCCGUGAGCGCGAUGAGUACGCACAGUUGGAGAACAAGCACCGUGACCAGCAAGAGGCGCGACAUACCGCCGAGGCAUUUAACAAGGAGUACAAACCCGAUGUCCAGCUUCGCUACGUGGAUGAAUUCGGUCGCAACAUGAACCAGAAGGAGGCGUUCAAGCAACUCAGUCACCAAUUCCACGGCAAGGGCAGUGGCAAGAUGAAGACCGAGAAGCGCUUGAAGAAGAUUGACGAAGAGAAGAAGCGCGAGGCCAUGAGUACCCUGGACAGUAGCCAACACACCGGUAUGAACAACGCUGUGGGAACUGCUGCGCGCAAGAACCGCCAAGCUGGAGUGCGCUUGGGUUGA
Molecule: messenger RNA, 2004 nt
Organism: Penicillium antarcticum
Lineage: Eukaryota; Fungi; Ascomycota; Eurotiomycetes; Eurotiales; Aspergillaceae
Product: U4/U6-U5 snRNP complex subunit SNU66
Exons: 1
Coding region: 1-2004 (667 amino acids)
Biological process (GO): maturation of 5S rRNA; mRNA cis splicing, via spliceosome
Cellular component (GO): U4/U6 x U5 tri-snRNP complex
Source: RefSeq, a predicted model, not a curated record